This is a messenger RNA of Heterobasidion irregulare TC 32-1, 282 nucleotides long. RefSeq lists its product as uncharacterized. The annotation marks the transcript as partial. Lineage: Eukaryota; Fungi; Basidiomycota; Agaricomycetes; Russulales; Bondarzewiaceae. The transcript is spliced from 3 exons. The record is from RefSeq and is a predicted model, not a curated record.
CCUACCGCAGUCGCUAUGAUUGUGACAGGAUUGUGGAUGUGGGUAGAUGCCGGAAUCAAACGGUUGCAGCCCUAUGUGGAUCUUGUUCACGGUGGCUCGCCCGCGAAAAGGAGCCUCCUGUUGGAUUAUACUCAUAUACAGUGCUCAUAUGGUCACAGGCGAUAUCUUGUAUGGUAUACGGCGAACCGCAACAAGCAUUACGCCAUCUUUAUAUCGUCACUCGUGUUGAUCGUCACGGCCACAUUUCAAUUUCUGGCGUCAUCGCUCUUGAUCGUUCAGGAC